ACUCGUGAAGUAGAAGGAAAGGGACGAGGAGCGCGGCGAGUUUCGUCACUCAAGGCUGCAAGUCGUCGUCAUUUGCGAGAGGCUUUACGAGGUAUUCGUGUACAGUCGGCCGAUUGAAUAUGGCAGCCGCAUUGACGGUGUCUGGGGUUGCGACUAUACAGACUUCCUUUGUCGGAUUACGAGGAGGUCGCCCAUCUUCCAAUGCGUCCUUCGUGAGUUUUGCUCAUGCUACGAAUAAUCGCAAAAGGCUUCAAGUGAAGGCAUUUUUCGAUGUGCAAAAUGAUCCUAUCGUGAAAGAGGUUCUCAAGGAACCUGUUGCCUUUCUGGGUGGAGUGUUCGCGGGAAUUUUGAGGUUGGACCUGAAUGAGGAACCGUUAAGAGAAUGGGUUGCCAAGACCGCUGAGGCAGCAGGUGUUCAACCUGAGGAUCCUGAGGUAGACUCAACAGAUGAAUCGCCGAACGAAAUCGCUAUUGAGUAGAACCGACCCUUCGUAGAAGAUUGUUCGCCUCGAAAAGCCAUAGAAUCGAGUAAAUAUCUGGGUUGCCACUUUACUUCCACUUGAGUACACAAUUCCGGUCGUGUGUAUAUGGACUUGCCGGUAGAAUAAAUGGAAACAAUCAAAUGACACAAUAGGACGGGUUACCAUGUUGUACAUAUCAAUCCGAGUUGAUGAAAUUGAUGGUAAUUUUUAUCUGCGGAAUUGCUCUUUGUUC
Marchantia polymorpha subsp. ruderalis is the source of this 714-nucleotide messenger RNA. The record is from the annotation of a GenBank genome assembly. Lineage: Eukaryota; Viridiplantae; Streptophyta; Marchantiopsida; Marchantiales; Marchantiaceae.